AUGGCCCGUCUAGACUGGGCACAGAAGCAAGAUGUAUCGGAGCUGGCGGUUGAAAUGGUGGAGGUUCCCGCAACAAAGGGUGUGCUCAAUCUCAACAAGGAGCUUCCCAACCCUCAUGCAAAUCUUCCCGAUGAUGCCUAUUACCUCCUCCCCGACGAAAAAGACUCCGGAAAAAGUCCUUUAUCCGAAGAAGACGCAACCUUUGCCCACCUACCUCAUGACGAAAAGCGCAUACUCCAGUGCCAGCUGGACCAGCCCAACCCCACCGUUUCUCUAUUCGGUCUUUAUAAGUAUGCUUCACGUCGCGAUCUGAUAAUUGUGGCUAUCAGCGCUUUAUGUUCGAUUACGGCUGGUAUUGCGCACCCAUUAUUUGCGAUUAUAUUUGGCUCGAUGUCCAUGAACUUCUCCAAAGUUCAGAGUGGAACUAUGGAUAAAGAAGAUUUCAUGCGCGAGUUGAACCACAGUGUUCUGUAUUAUGUGUAUUUGGGAAUCGGCGAGUUUAUCACAGUGUAUAUCAGUAUGGUUGGUUUCAUGCACACAGGAGAACAUAUCACACAACAAAUCCGGGAGAAGUACCUGGAGGCAAUCCUGCGACAGAAUAUUGGUUACUUCGAUAAGCAGGGCACCGGCGAGAUCACCAAUCGAAUUACUGGCGAUACCAACUUGAUACAAGAGGGCAUAUCCGAGAAGGUAGGCCUCACUUUGACGGCCAUCUCAACCUUUUUCACCGCUUUUAUUGUCGCCUACUGCAGUUACGCCAAGUUGGCUGGUAUCUGCACAUCGACAGUUGUCGCUAUAGUCCUUCUGGGCUCCAUUGGAUCACGCUUCAUUGUUAAAUACAGUGAGCUCUCCCUGCAGUGCUAUAGUACUGGUGGUACUGUUGCCGAAGAAGUGAUCAGCUCGAUCCGCAAUGCCACCGCAUUCGGGACCCAGGAUAAGCUUGCACGGCAAUAUGAGAGCCAUUUGAAGAUGGCCGAACGAUGGGGUAUGCGUAUGCAGACAGCAAUGGGUCUUCUGAUUGCAUCUAUGUUCGCUAUGAUGUUCUUGAACUAUGGACUGGGCUUUUGGAUGGGAUCUCAAUUCCUGGUUGAAGGCAAAAUCCAAAUCGGACAGGUUCUGACCAUUUUGAUGGCCAUCCUCAAUGGUUCAUUCAGCCUGGGAAAUAUUAGCCCGAAUGCUCAAGCCUUUACUAAUGCUGUGGCUGCUGCCGCUAAAAUCUUUGGUACGAUUGAGCGUUACUCCCCUAUCAAUCCAACAUCCGAUGAGGGUAUUUGUCUACCUUCUAUUAAAGGAGAUAUCCGCUUCAACAACGUGAAGCAUAUCUACCCCUCGCGUCCCGAUGUCACUAUUAUGAAGGAAAUGAACUUGACAUGCCCUGCCGGUACUGUGACUGCCUUAGUUGGACCCUCAGGCUCUGGCAAGUCUACAGCUGUCGGGCUGAUUGAGCGAUUCUACCUGCCUGUGAGCGGUACUGUUUCUCUCGAUAAUCAUGAUCUCCAAACACUUAACCUACGAUGGUUGCGCCAGCAGAUCUCAUUAGUGAGCCAAGAGCCUAUUCUGUUCAAAUCUACCAUCAGCGAAAACAUUCGAUAUGGGUUGAUCGGAACUCGCCACGAAUAUAAGCCCUCAUGGAGAAUCCGUGAACUGGUUGAGAAGGCUGCCAAGAUGGCCAAUGCCCACGAUUUUAUCACUGCUCUGCCGGAAGGAUACGAAACAAAUGUUGGCCAGAGUGGCUUUCUGCUAUCUGGUGGGCAGAAGCAGCGAAUUGCAAUUGCUCGCGCUGUUGUGUCUGAUCCUAAGAUUCUCCUGUUGGACGAGGCCACAUCUGCACUUGAUACAAAAUCCGAGGGCGUGGUGCAAGCGGCCCUCGACAAGGCUGCAGAGGGACGUACCACCAUUGUUAUUGCCCACCGACUGUCGACUAUCAAGAACGCAAACAACAUCGUUGUGUUUGUCAAGGGCGAAAUUCAAGAACAAGGGACUCACGAAGAGCUAAUUGAAAGACGGGGUCAUUACCAUAGCUUGGUAGCAGCCCAACACAUCGCUGAAAGCAAGCCAGAUGCUGAGGGAUUCGAUCCCGAUAUGGUCUUCCAACAGCCAUUUGCCAAUCAGCCACGCAUCAAGUCGAUGUGGCGUGCAUCGACGGCUGACCCGUUGUCUAUGUACCGUCGUGGAUCUAUAGCUCGUCAUACCUCUGUUCGUCAGGGCUCUAUUGUUCGCCAUAGCUCUGUCAUUCGAAAGGGCUCCGUUGUUCGCCAUAGCUCCGUUAUUCGUCAGGGCUCUGUUAUCCUUCAUGAUACUCUACCUCAUCGUGGAUCUGUGGCUCACCACGCCUCUAUAGCCCAUCCUUCCUCAGCGUUACGCCCCCACUCAGUAUUUCACCCUGCUAUGCGUGGCUCCUGGAAUCGUGGAUCGAUGAUACGACCGCCUACUUUUUACCCCGAUAGCAAUCAACGUGCCACUUUGCUGCUCCGCCCCGAAGAUCGUGCUGCUCUUGGUAUCUUCUCUCAAGAUAUGUCAAACACCAUGGAUUCCAUACAGCCAGUCAACCCAACCGAGUACCUUCGUCAUAGCUAUUUUGGCAUGCAGCAGACUGGCGACGACGACGACUCACAUUCAAGCUUCAUUCUUGCCGAAGAAGAAGCGGAACAACCCAGCCAGUACUCUCUCUUCUCCCUUAUCAAGUUUACCUUUUCGUUCAAUGCGGACCAAGGGAGAGUCCUAACGGCUGGAUUUAUCUUCGCAAUUCUCGCUGGCUGUGGUCAGCCUAUCCAAGCCUAUUUGUACUCGCAAGCAAUUGGAGCCAUUUCUCUCCCCUCCAGUGAAUAUACUGAGCUUCGCUCCGACGUCGAUUUUUGGUCUCUGAUGUUUCUGAUAACUGGCAUUGCCCAAUUCCUUACCAUGGGGGCCAUGGGUGUUGCCUUUGCAUACUGCUCUGAGCGUUUGAUUUUCAAUGCCCGAAGCAAGGCCUUUCGCGCUAUCCUUCGUCAGGAUAUGAACUUCUUUGAUCGUGAGGAGAAUAGCGUCGGUGCUUUGACUUCUUUCCUUUCAACUCAAACCAAGUCUCUUGCUGGUAUUAGUGGUCAAACCCUAGGCACAAUUCUUUCGUGCAGCACGACUCUUGUUGUCAGUAUAACUAUUGGUCUUAUCUUCAGCUGGCAGCUGGCUCUGGUUGUUAUGUGUGGAGUUCCUGUUCUCUUGGCCUGUGGUUACUACCGAUUUGAGAUGCUCGCCGCAUUUCAGAGCCGCUCCAAGGAAGCAUACGCGGAGUCUGCUGCUUAUGCCUGCGAAGCUACAUCCGCUAUCCGCACUGUGGCUUCUCUCACCCGCGAGGAUGAUGUGGCGAAGCACUUCCACCAGCAGCUAGAGGCUCAAACUUAUAAGAGCCUUAUUGCGGUUUCCAAGUCCUCCACCCUUUACGCUGCCUCCAUGGCCAUGGUGUUCUUUUGUAUUGCCCUUGGUUUUUGGUGGGGUGGCACUUUGGUAUCUCGCGGCGACCUUGGUCUACUUGGGUUUUUCAUCUGCUUUACGGAAAUCUUAUUUGGAGCUCAGUCGGCGGGAAGUGUGUUCUCAUUCUCUCCUGACAUGGGAAAAGCCAAGAACGCUGCCAUUCAGACUCGUAUCCUACUAGAGCGCGAGCCUCCCAUUGACACCUGGUCCGAGGAAGGUGAGCGUGUCUGGAAGAUGGAAGGCGAGAUUGAAUUCCGAGAUGUGCAUUUCAGCUACCCCACUCGACCGGAACAGCCUGUGCUACAAGGUCUGAAUCUGACUGUCAAGCCCGGCCAGUAUGUCGCUCUUGUCGGACCUUCGGGAUGUGGAAAGAGUACGACAAUCUCCCUUUUGGAGCGCUUUUACGAUUGCUUGGAUGGAGGGGUUUAUGUUGAUGGCCGUAAUAUCGCCGACCUGAACGUCAAAUCCUACCGAGACCACCUUGCUCUGGUCAGUCAAGAGCCUACUCUAUACCAGGGCACUAUUUAUGAGAAUGUCAUGCUUGGUGUUGGGCGACGCCACAUCACCGAUGCCGAUGUUGAGAAGGCCUGCCGUGAUGCGAAUAUUUACGACUUCAUCAUCUCUUUGCCCGACGGAUUCAACACUGUUGUCGGGAAUAAGGGUGGUAUGUUGUCUGGCGGGCAGAAGCAGCGGGUUGCUAUUGCCCGAGCUCUUUUGCGCCAGCCUAAGAUUCUGUUGUUGGACGAGGCUACGUCGGCUCUUGACUCUGAAUCCGAAAAGAUCGUGCAAACUGCCCUAGACGCCGCUGCCAAGGGCCGUACUACCGUUGCCGUCGCCCAUCGCCUGAGUACCAUUCAGAACGCAGACGUUAUCUACGUGUUCGAAGAUGGCAAAGUCGUGGAAGCUGGAAACCACAUUGAGUUGAUGAGGAAGAGGGCCCGCUACUUUGACCUUGUCAAUCUCCAGAGCCUAGAAAAAUCUACUUGA
Messenger RNA from Penicillium verhagenii, 4437 nucleotides. RefSeq names its product ABC multidrug transporter Mdr1 (gene mdr1). NCBI's taxonomy places the organism in Eukaryota, Fungi, Ascomycota, Eurotiomycetes, Eurotiales, Aspergillaceae. Gene Ontology annotation, biological process: transmembrane transport. Gene Ontology annotation, molecular function: ABC-type transporter activity; ATP hydrolysis activity; ATP binding. The transcript has 2 exons. Bases 1 to 4437 code for a protein of 1478 amino acids. Gene Ontology annotation, cellular component: membrane. The record is from RefSeq and is a predicted model, not a curated record.